Anoplophora glabripennis (Asian longhorned beetle) is the source of this 720-nucleotide messenger RNA. RefSeq lists its product as uncharacterized. Lineage: Eukaryota; Metazoa; Arthropoda; Insecta; Coleoptera; Cerambycidae. Gene Ontology annotation, molecular function: nucleic acid binding. The record is from RefSeq and is a predicted model, not a curated record. Bases 25 to 687 code for a protein of 220 amino acids. The transcript is spliced from 3 exons.
AUUGUUACAUGUUUGGAUGAAGCAAUGAAGAAUUCCAUAAGGCGUAUAGUACACAGCUUUUUCUUUAAAAAUGAGAUCCCCACUUUGGACAAAAUAUUAACCGAAAUAAAAAGUCGUCAGGAUUUGCCACAGAUGUCCCGUUCAUCAUUAUACAAAUUUAUGAAACAAAUUAAUUUCAAAUACUUAAAACGAAGUCGUAAAAGUGUGUUGAUAGAACGUGAUGAUAUAGUGAGAUGGAGACUUGACUACUUGAUAUCAAUUAAAAAGUUUAGAUCUGAAGGUAGACCUAUUUAUUAUUUAGAUGAAACAUGGUUAAAUGAAGGUCAUACAAAAGAAAGGGUAUGGGUUGAUACUAAUAUUAAAAGCAAACGUGAGGCGUUCAAUGAAGGGCUGUCUACGGGAUUAAAAAAUCCGUCCGGUAAAGGAAAGCGUCUUAUUAUCUUACACGCUGGCUCAGAGGAAGGAUUCGUUGAAGACUCGUUAUUGGUUUUCGAAGGCAAAAAGAGUGGGGAUUAUCACGAGGAAAUGAAUGCAAAUGUAUUUGAAAAGUGGUUUUCUGAAUUUUUGAAAAAAAUACCAGAUAAUUCUGUUAUUGUAAUGGACAAUGCAUCAUACCAUAGUCGAAAAGUAGAAGCUAUUCCGACAACAUCAACAAGAAAAAUUGAUAUGAAGGCAUGGCUGCAAUAAAAAAAUAUCGAAUUUGAAGAAGGUGAAGAAUGA